CCGAUCACUCGAACGCUGACAGAGACGUGUUGAACACUCAGCUAGACAGAUAUAGCAGCAGCUGGAGUAACAGUGUCCCAAACAGGCGCCGUAACACACUUCAGUGUUACUCUCCUCUGCCAUUGCUCAGUCAAACACCUUCUGGAUAACCGCACUGCUCCGUGAGGUGCAUAUACAGCCAAAAUGGAGAUUUCACUUGAAGAUGAUAGAGAGAGUUCAACAACGCCCAACUUAGAAUACAAGGCCGCUCACCAGGCGUUCAAGGAUCGCUGGAAAGAGACGGAUGACUCCAUGUGUCGCCACAGCAUGUCCUUUCACCUGCACCACUCGCUGAGGAGCGAGUUCUUUGCCAGCUACCUGUACCUGCUGGAGAAGAUUCCCGUGGUGAAGCUGUUUCCAGUCACCUGUGAGUACAUCAAAGGAGAGAAACAGUUUUACUACCGAGCUCAGCAGUUCUACGAGGACGUCCCCGCCUCGGAGGAGGGCAUGCUGGGAGAUUUUGUGGAGAUUUGCAACGUUGAUCUGGAGGGCUCCCGGCAGUUUCUGAAGAGGUUUGUGGGUCCUGGUAUGGCCGGCACACACUGCGCCCUGGACUGUGGCUGCGGGAUCGGCCGCGUGACCAAAGGCGUCCUCCUUCCCGUGUUCGAGAAAAUGGAGAUGGCGGACAUGAUGGAGCACUUCCUGCUCCACGCACACGAGGAGUACCUCGGCGACGACGCCGACCGCAUCGAGACCUACUACUGCUACAACCUGCAAGAGUUCACACCUCCAAAAAACAAGUAUGACGUCAUCUGGAUGCAGUGGGUGGCAUGCCACCUAACAGACAAGGACCUGAUGAACUUCCUGUUUCGCUGUAAGAAGAGUCUGCGUCCAAACGGCGUCAUCAUAAUGAAGGACAAUAUGGCGCGGCAGGGCUGCAAGCUGGACCCCAUCGACAGCAGCAUCAGCCGCCACCUGGACAUCAUGAAGUGCAUCAUCGCCAAGGCCGGCCUGGAGGUCCUGGCUGUGGAGAGGCAGGAAGGUUUCCCUGAGGUCAUCAUGCCUGUCUGGAUGAUUGCCAUGAAGUAGAAGUGACAUUAUUACUUUUAAAAGAUGGUUGUCGCUCCAUUUGACAAAAAGAGGAAAACCUAAAGCUGAAUUCACGUGUUAUUCCUCUUUUGUCUAAGUUAGAUUUGUGAUUAAAAGUCUCUAAAAAAAACUACAACAACACAGCAAGAAAUCUUCACGAUGUCAUCAGUAGAUAAAUCCUGAAGCGGCGGUGUGGACGGCGUGAUGGCACCCGGGGAGAUUUUAUGGAGACAGGAGUUAUUUUUCUGCUCGGCCCAGAAAUGAAAUAAAGCUUUUACAUGGACAUUAACCUUCUACAGAAGCACUCUGCACGUCCACAAAGCCAGACUGUAAUUUAUUGUCAGUCGACCACCUCCGGGGUUUGUAUCUUGAUGACAUCAAAGAUCAACUCUCUGGAGUGUAACUCUGGGAGAAGCUUGUUCCUGUCUGAACCACGAGGAUCAUUGGAAUAACAUGUGCAUUCAGAUGGUUUCUCCUCUGAGUGAAUGAUUUGUAUCCGUUUUUGACGAAAUCCAACAUGUUACAGCACAAGUGCAACAUAUCAUCAGCAAUAAUGUAUCAUGUUCGAAUUCUUUAAAAAACAAUAUUGCUUUCUAUUUUCGUGCACGAUUAACAUGCGAUCUGUAUCUGGA
Messenger RNA from Sebastes umbrosus (honeycomb rockfish), 1700 nucleotides. It is a transcript of the gene ntmt2, whose product is annotated as methyltransferase like 11B. Gene Ontology annotation, molecular function: N-terminal protein N-methyltransferase activity. The coding region runs from base 184 to 1068 and encodes 294 amino acids. Gene Ontology annotation, biological process: N-terminal protein amino acid methylation. The transcript has 4 exons. Gene Ontology annotation, cellular component: cytoplasm. The record is from RefSeq and is a predicted model, not a curated record. NCBI's taxonomy places the organism in Eukaryota, Metazoa, Chordata, Actinopteri, Perciformes, Sebastidae.